UUGGAGACGGCAAGUUCACUUUCUCUUUCUGAGUGGAGGCUGUGAGUGUGCAGAGUGUUUCUGCUUGGCUGGAUCCACUUCUGCUUUCCACUGCCAGUCCGAACCACGGCUUUUUCGGCACAAGGCGUACGCCACUUCCAGGGCUGGGGUCUGUCCUCUGGCGUCACGACCCAAGACCCCCAACUGCCCUGUCCGGACAGCAAUGGCCGAAGGGGUGACCUACGCUGACCUGAGGUUCGUGAGGAACCCUCCCGGGAACAAGGCCCCAAAGGAAGGGAAUGGAGCCGAAGAAGAAGAACUCACCUAUGAGAACGUCCAGGGAUCAAGGUCGGGGGGGAAAGAGGAGACCCCAAGCACCCCCAAAAAGGACACAGAGUCCAAGCCGUGGGUCAAGGGUGCUGCCCUGGGGGCACUGACCACCUGCCUCGUUCUCUUGGCCGUCGCUGUAGGACUCGGGGUCCAAUACGGGCAGGUCUCUGGGCAGCUCCAGCGAGCAUUGCAAGCGCAUGCAGCCCACAGCAGUGCACAGGAAGGGAGCCUGGAGCAAAAGGAGGAUUGGCUGCAACAGGCCUUGGCCAAGCUCAACUUCACCCAGGAGGCCCUUCGGAAGAGCCAGGAGGCCACUGAAAAAAUCCAGGAGCAGCUACAGGUGACAGAAGAGGCGCUGAGGAAGGCCAACCACAGCCUGGAGGACCUCAAGCAGGAGAGGGACCAGAUGGAGACAGAGCUGCAGCAGGCCUGGGAGGAUCUGGCCUCCACCCAGGAGGCCCUUCGCAGGAGCCAGGAGGCCGCCGAAAAGACUCAGGAGGAUCUGCGGAUGGCCAAUCUCAACCUGCAUUCCCUGGAGCAAGAGAAGGACCAGGCAAAGGAAGAACUGAGACAGGCCAACUCCUGCCAGAACAUCGGCUGCUGCCCGUACGGCUGGACUCUCUUCCGCUGGAAAUGCCUCUGGGUGUCCCAAGAGAAGAAGUAUUGGCAGGAAAGCCGGGAAGACUGUGAAGCCAAGUCAUCCCAGCUGCUUAUGCCCAAAGAGCCCAGGAUCCUGCAGCAGAUCUGGGGUGCCCUGGGGAGGCCGAAUGACCGUGAUGGAUACUGGAUUGGACUUUCCAAAACUAACGAGAGGCAGAACACGGUUUUAGUGUGGGUCGAUGGGUCACGCUAUGAAGGAAGCGAGCAGCUCAUGCAAUAUGAGUCUAAAAAAUGCAUAAGAGUGAACCAGGGGCGACUGGAGGAGAGAUGGUGUAAAACUGAUUGUGGCUACAUCUGUGAGAGGGCAGCCAGCCCCACUACCCUACGGCAAGCCCCCCGCCCUCCUUUAGGCAGAAAGGCCUGAGAGGAGACACUCCAGCAAGAGCUACCCCCAUACACCCUCUGAAAUACAGGACCUCUACGCAGAAUGCUUUUUUAAAUCACCCCUCCCCCCACCGUCCAACGCCCACUCCACUUUGGGCCUCUUUUUGGGGAGAUAAAGCAGAGUCAAAAUGACAACAACAACAUCAAUGACAGCAACAACACCUAGAGCAGUGGUUCUCAACCUUCCUAAUGUCGUGACUCCUUAAUUCAGUUCCUCAUGUUGUCAAAAUUUGAAUACUGAAUACUGUAUACUGAAUAAAAGAUAUUUUUAGUUUUUAA
Messenger RNA from Anolis carolinensis (green anole), 1632 nucleotides. RefSeq names its product B-cell differentiation antigen CD72. The record is from RefSeq and is a predicted model, not a curated record. NCBI's taxonomy places the organism in Eukaryota, Metazoa, Chordata, Lepidosauria, Squamata, Anolidae. Gene Ontology annotation, cellular component: plasma membrane. The transcript has 7 exons. Gene Ontology annotation, molecular function: transmembrane signaling receptor activity. Bases 203 to 1333 code for a protein of 376 amino acids.